Rotaria sp. Silwood2 is the source of this 1545-nucleotide messenger RNA. The record is from the annotation of a GenBank genome assembly. Lineage: Eukaryota; Metazoa; Rotifera; Eurotatoria; Philodinida; Philodinidae.
AUGGUUGACAGAAAUAAUUCUCAGCUAAAAAACGAAUUUGAUUCAAAUCUUCCGAUAUCUCCCUAUCCAAAAUGUGGCUAUGAGGUCGAUGACAUUGAAAAGUUUAACUCACGAUUUAAAUGUAUAUUUUGUUCAUUUAUUAUUAACGAUCCUAUUCAGCUAACUGAAUGUGGCCAUAGAUGUUGUCGAGGUUGUUUUGAUGUUCGAGUUGCAGCCGUAACUGAUGAGAAUGUUACAUGUCCAAUGGGUGACUGUCAUGAAACAACAAAUAAAAAUCAAAUUAUGCCUGAUAGAGCAUUCAAAAGAGAAUUAGAUAUUAUUUCAGUUGCUUGUUUGUAUAAAAAAGAUAAACAAUGUAAUUGGACAGGACAACUUAAAGCCUAUCAAUCACAUCUUGAUGAAUGUCAUAUUCAUUACGUCUGUUCGGAAUGUAAUGAACGUUUUGGUUCACAGGCAAUACUUAAUGAACAUAUAACGAAAACUUGUCCAAUGAUAUUUCAAUCAUGUCUUUUAGGACAAUUCUGUACUGAAGAAAUGAUUCGUAAAACUGAUUAUUCAAAACAUCUAUUAACUGAAAAACAUCAAGAAACUCUUAAUAAAUUUUUAUUACGUGAAUAUCGUUUUCCUGAAUCAUCAAAUACUGAGCAAGACUUAGAAUUAAAUGCAAUAAGUAAAGAAUUAGAAGAACAAAUGUCAGAAAAAAUCAAUAAUUUAUCAAAAAAUAUUCGAGAAGUAAGCAAUGAAUCAGUAAAAUUAAAUAAUGAUUAUAUGAAUUUAAAUGAACGUCUAAAUACAUUAAUACAAGAAUUAAAUAAUUUUCAUGUAGCCAUUAAUGAAAAAAUACCAAUUAAACAAAGUAUACAACCGCAUCAAGAAAAAUUACAAAAAGAUAUUGAACAAUUACAUGAAAGAUGUCUUAAUAAUGAACAUGUAUCAACUGAUGGUACAUUAACAUGGCGUGUUGAGCAUGUUUCAGAAAAAAUAGCUGAUGCACAAUCAGAAAGACAAACAAGUAUAUCAUCUCCAAUAUUUUAUUCAUCUCCAACAGGUUAUAAAAUGCGUGCAAGACUUUUUUUAUUUGGCGAUGGAAACGCAAGACGUACCCAUGUGUCUUUAUUCUUUUCACUAAUGAAAGGCGAAUAUGAUGCUGUACUUAAAUGGCCAUUUCAUUUUAAAGUAACCUUCUGUUUGCUUGAUCAAACAGGUAAUAAUCGUCAUAUAAUUGAUUCAUUUUAUCCUGAUGUUAAAUCAAGUUCAUUUCAACGUCCAAAAGAUGAAGCUAAUAUAGCAAGUGGUAUACCAAAAUUUUUUCCAUUACCAAUGUUAUUACAAGAUGAUAAUGGAUAUGUUCGAGAAGAUACUAUUUAUAUUAAAAUUAUUAUUGCACUUAAUGAAACACCAAAAACAAUGUUACCUUUUAUGUUAACUCUCAAUCCAGCCUUACCAACAUAUGUACAAGAAAAUUUAAUUAAUCAAGAAAUGGUUAAACGACAACAACAACCGAUCGUUGCUGGCAACUCUCCAACAACGCCAAUGAACACUUGA